AACCGAAUUUCAUUUAUAUGAAUUGUGUGAAAAAGAAAAUCUCGUCUACUUUGUCUACCGCCGGUCCACCACCGCCGCGUUUUCAUUUUUUUUAACUCAAAAAAAGAAGUUGUCCUCUCCUUUUUUGUGAAGUUAAAAUAUAAAUAAAUUAGUGUCGAGUUGAUAAUUAAUUAAUUCCAAUCAACAAAUAAAACAUCCGAGUGCGAAUAAUUGCGAUUAAAAUCGACAUAAAAUGGAUCAGACCAAGCUAACAGAGCUCUUACGAGCAACAAUAGAUCCUUUGCCCGACCAACGAAAACAGGCUGAAGAACAAUUAUCUCAGAUUCAAAAAAUCAUUGGUUUUGUUCCGACAAUUUUACAAAUUGUAAUGAAAAACACUGUUGACCAGCCAGUUAGACAGGCCGGAGCUAUCUACCUCAAGAAUUUCAUCACUAACAAUUGGUCGGAUCGCGAAACAAAGCCAGGCGAGGCAAUCAUAUUUUCCAUCCAUGAACAAGAUCGUGCAAUGAUCCGAGGAAGUAUUGUUGAUGCUAUUGUUCACGCUCCUGAUUUAAUUAAGGUGCAAUUAGCAAUUUGUGUCAAUCACAUCAUCAAAACUGAUUUCCCCGGAAGAUGGCCACAAGUAGUUGACAAUAUAAGCAUUUACCUUCAAAAUAUGGAUGUAAACAGUUGGAAUGGUGCUCUCCUUACAAUGUAUCAAUUGGUUAAAACAUACGAAUACAAGAGAUCCGAAGAGCGUUGUCCCUUGAACGAAGCAAUGAACUUACUGCUGCCUAUGAUCUACAAUUUGAUGGUUAAUCUAUUGAAUGACCCAUCAGAACAAAGUGUGCUGUUGCAAAAACAAAUUCUUAAAAUCUACUAUGCACUGACACAGUAUAGUCUGCCCCUUGAAUUGAUCACAAGAGAAAUGUUCUCACAGUGGAUGGAAAUAUGUCGACAAGUUGCUGCACAACCUGUACCCGAUUGUUCACAUUUGGAUGAAGACGAAAGACCCGAAUUUCCUUGGUGGAAAUCGAAAAAAUGGGCAUUGCGUAUUAUGGUACGCAUGUUUGAAAGAUACGGAAGUCCGAACAAUUGUGUGAGCGAAAAAUAUCAAAAAUUCGCCGAAUGGUACCUGCCAACAUUUACAUCUGGUGUCUUGGAAGUUUUGCUGAAAAUACUCGAUCAUUAUAGAAAUCAAAUCUAUGUUUCACCGAGGGUUUUGACAAAUAUUUUAUCAUAUCUUAAAAAUGCUGUCAGCCAUGCAUAUUCAUGGAAACUUAUUAAACCCCAUAUGGUUGCUAUUAUUCAAGAUGUUAUAUUCCCAAUUAUGUCAUUUACUGAAUCUGAUCAAGAUUUGUGGGAAAGUGAUCCACAUGAAUAUAUUCGAUUGAAAUUUGAUAUCUUUGAGGAUUAUGCUUGUCCAGUUCCUGCAGCACAAACACUUUUGCAUUCGUGUUGUAAAAAACGAAAGGGAAUACUUCCAAAGGCUAUGAAUAUCAUAAUGCAGAUAAUCACAUCACCUAAUGCUGAUAACAAACAAAAAGAUGGUGCACUUCAUAUGAUUGGUACACUUGCCGAUGUUCUUAUGAAAAAACGUGUCUAUCGUGACCAACUCGAAACAAUGUUAACAACCUACGUAUUCCCGGAAUUUGCUAAUCCCGCUGGACACAUGCGAGCACGUGCCUGCUGGGUUGUACACUACUUCUGUGACAUCAAACUGAAAAAUCCACAAAUCCUAGGAGAAAUUAUGCGUCUAACAUCGAAUGCCUUAUUAACUGACAAAGAAUUGCCAGUUAAAGUAGAAGCCGCUAUUGGCUUACAACAUUUCCUAUCAUCCCAAGACGAUGCAGCACCUUUUGUCGAACCACAAAUCAAAGAAAUCACCAAGGAGCUACUAACUAUUAUACGAGAGACUGAAAAUGAAGAUUUAACAAAUGUUAUGCAAAAAAUUGUUUGUACCUUCACCGAACAAUUGCUACCAGUGGCCGUUGAGAUUUGUCAACAUUUAGCAACGACAUUUAGUCAAGUUUUGCAAUCUGAAGAGGGUUCUGAUGAGAAGGCAAUUACAGCCAUGGGUCUACUCAAUACAAUUGAGACACUUUUGAAUGUAAUGGAAGAACAUCCCGAAAUUAUUGCAAAUCUUCAUCCAAUUGUUAUUAAUGUUGUGGGGCAUAUCUUUCAACAUAAUAUUACUGAUUUCUACGAAGAGACCUUCUCUCUGGUUUAUGAUCUUACUGCUAAGUCAAUAUCCCCCGACAUGUGGCAUAUGUUGGAGCUUAUCUACCAAGUGUUCAAGAAAGAUGGUAUUGAUUACUUCAUUGACAUUAUGCCUGCGUUACACAACUAUGUGACGGUUGACACACCAGCAUUUCUCUCGAAUCCUAACCGAUUAUUGGCCAUCUUUGAUAUGUGCAAAACUAUGCUAACAAAUAGUCCUGGUGAAGAUCCAGAAUGUCAUGCAGCCAAGCUGCUUGAGGUUAUUAUUCUUCAAUGCAAGGGACAAAUUGACUCAGUCAUCCCCAUGUUUGUUGAAUUGGCUCUAUCCAGAUUGACCCGUGAAGUUCAGUCAUCUGAGUUGCGAACAAUGUGCUUGCAGGUUGUUAUUGCAGCUCUUUACUAUAAUCCUCAAUUGUUGUUAUCGAUUUUGGACAAAAUGUCGCAACCAAAUAACGAACCAAUUAGCUCGCAUUUCAUCAAACAGUGGCUCCAUGACACUGAUUGCUUCCUUGGCAUUCACGAUAGAAAACUUUGUGUCCUUGGUCUGUGUACAUUAAUAUCAUUGGGUGAAGCUAAACCACAAGUUUUAAGUGAAGUAUCUGGCAAGAUUAUUCCUGCAUUAAUCCUACUUUUUGACGGUCUUAAACGUGCUUAUCAAGCUCGUGCUGUGGAUGAGGAAGAAGAAGAAAGUGAAGACGAAGAUGAUGAUGGCUGUGAAGAAGCCCUGUCAAGUGACGAAGAUGAAAUUGAUACUUUUGCACCAAACUACUUAGAACAAAUUUCUGAAUUUUCGAGAAAGAAAGGCCUUGAAGCUGGUUUUGAAAUGAAGGCUGAAUUCAAGGAAGAGAAAGACGACGACGAAGAUUCAGAAGAUAACGAAGAAGAGUCUGUGGAUGACUUGAACGAAACAGCUUUGGAGAGCUUUACAACUCCACUUGAUGAAAACGAAGAUGAAACAGCUAUUGACGAAUAUGUCAUAUUCAAAGAAAUCAUUGCCGGACUUUCUACGCAAGAUCAGCCCUGGUAUGGUCUUUUGACUUCUGGCUUGACUCCAGAACAAGCUAAAUCACUUCAAGAAGUCGUAGUUACUGCUGACCAACGAAAAGCACAAAGAGAGUCAAAACUAAUCGAAAAACGUGGCGGUUUCCAAUUUACUCAACAACAAAUUCCCAGCUCAUUUAAAUUUGGAUCUUAAUCCUGGUUUAUAAAAAAACAAAAAUAUUUAUAUGCAACAUACAUACACCACGAUUAGGCAAAGCUAUAUCCCUUCCACAAAGAAAAAAGAAAAGAAAAUCAUUGUUUUUAUUAUUAUUAUAACUUUCUACACGUUGUGUUUUAACUUUUUUUUUAUUAUUAUAUUAUGUGUUAGUAGGUUUGCAGUAACUUACAAGGAACGAAUUUUAUUCAAGGCAGCACACUAAAGUGUUCAAAAGCAAAUAAAA
This is a messenger RNA of Episyrphus balteatus (marmalade hoverfly), 3641 nucleotides long. It is a transcript of the gene msk, whose product is annotated as importin-7. The record is from RefSeq and is a predicted model, not a curated record. NCBI's taxonomy places the organism in Eukaryota, Metazoa, Arthropoda, Insecta, Diptera, Syrphidae. Bases 233 to 3394 code for a protein of 1053 amino acids. The transcript has 15 exons. Gene Ontology annotation, biological process: protein import into nucleus. Gene Ontology annotation, molecular function: small GTPase binding. Gene Ontology annotation, cellular component: nuclear envelope; cytosol.